This is a messenger RNA of Coturnix japonica (Japanese quail), 7343 nucleotides long. The record is from RefSeq and is a predicted model, not a curated record. NCBI's taxonomy places the organism in Eukaryota, Metazoa, Chordata, Aves, Galliformes, Phasianidae.
AUUCUGUGGCAGUUCUGGUGCUGCUGAUAAACAUUCCUCUCUAGAUUUGCUCCUCUUCAAAGCCUUUCUGAGCCCCUGCCUUGUCCCUUUUUAGUCAUCUUCUGACCCAUGAGCCACCAGCUUGGAAAGCUGUCUGAUGUGUUGCAUAUGCUUCAGGCAUCAUCGUAGGUUCAUCACAAUUGCUUCUCUUUACAAUUCUCAAAGCAGCACGCUGGUAAUGGAAGUGUCCCAGGGACUGCAGGCAUGUGGGUGUAUAUUCAUUGUUCCUACACCUACUUCCUUACCUUUCUCACUAAGAGAAGCAGUUUUGAGGAGCAGAUGGAGCAGGGCUGUGUUCAGCCUGUUACAGCAGGGAGCUCUGCUGGUCUCCCUGACUUGUAGAAGUGGGAGCUUGCACUGAUACUGCUGUCAUAGUGAGUGAAGCAUGCUGUGCUCUCCCAGGAUCUCAGCCACUCUGAGAUAUGACAUGGAAGAGGAGUUCCUCAAAAACAGUGGUGUUCAAGGUGGAUCAGAUGCUUGCUUCCUACCCCAGCUUUUCUUUGGAGGUACUUUGUUACCGUUGCUGCUUAUAGCUCAUAGGAAUAAAAGAGCUGGGGGAAGACAAUCCGCAGCACUCGCAGAAGCUCCGGGAAGAUGUCGGAUCAUUCCUGUGCAGUGUUUCUGUUCUUACCUGUGCUCACCUGUGCUCUGAUGCGCAGCGUCUGCCCAGUAACGCGUUCCCCCUCCGCUCCGUUUCCACGGCAGGGCCGACCUGUUCGCUUCGCCUCUCCCGGUGCCCGGGGAGGAACCGCGCUGCCGCCUGGCGGGCAGCUGCCGUCGGUGCGGGGAGCGGAGCCUCGGACGGCUGCGGUAUCACCGCGGGGCCUCCGGGUGCCGCUGUUGGCCGCCGCCGCCGCCGCUUCCCGUCCCCCCGGCUGCUCUCUCUCCCGGCGCUGCUCACAACGGGCAGCAGAGACGCAGCGGCAGAGUCGGAGCCCGGAUCGCAGCGUUCAGUCCGCAUCAGAGCUCGGGGAGGGCGAUUCCCGGCUGGAAUCGCUGCGGGAGGAGGAAGGAGAGCGGCGAACGCAGCUCCCAAUGGCGGGCGGGCAGCAGCGGAGCCGCUGGAGAUGGGCAGAGGGGCUGCUGCCCGCUUUGUUGCUGUGCUGCUGCUGCUGCCGGGCGGCGCCGGAGCGGCUCCGCUACGCGAUCCCCGAAGAGCUGAGCAGGGGUUCGCUGGUGGGGCCGCUGGCGCGGGACCUGGGGCUGAGCCCGGCAGAGCUGCCGGCGCGUCAGCUGCGGAUUGUCUCCGGUGAUGAAAAGCGAUACUUCGUUCUCGAGGAAGAGAGUGGAAACCUGCGCGUAAACGAGAGGAUAGAUCGGGAGGGCAUCUGCGGAGACGUGACGCCUUGUGUCUUCGGUUUGGAAACUGUCAUGGAAAACCCUUUCAAUAUAUAUCACGUGAGCAUUACUAUCCAGGAUAUCAAUGACAAUGCGCCGCGCUUUGACAAAGAAGUUGUUGCUAUAGAAUUGAUCGAGUCCACUCCUCCCGGGACGAGGCUCCCCCUGGGCACUGGCAGAGAUCCCGAUAUUGGGGUGAACUCGUUACAGAGCUACCAACUUACCCCCAAUCCGCUCUUCUCCCUUGUAGUGAAGGAGGACUCUGAUGGGAGGAAACAUGCAGAGCUGCUGUUGGAGAAAAACUUAGAUCGUGAAAAACAGAAAAGCCAUAAUUUGAUACUAACGGCAGUGGACGGUGGGGAUCCAGUCCGAUCUGGAACCACCCAGAUAAAGAUCGAUGUGACUGAUGCAAAUGAUAACGCACCGGUGUUCACCAAAGAGAUCUACAAGGUUGGAGUGCCAGAAAACCUUCCAGAAGGCUCCUUAGCUUUUCAGGUGAAAGCUACUGAUGGAGAUGAGGGUACAAACGCGGAAAUCACCUAUUCUUUCAACGACAUUGCAAGCAGUGCUCGCCAGCUCUUCAGUCUGGACCCCAAGACAGGUGACGUGAGGAUUACCGGUCCCCUGGAUUACGAAGAUGUGAAAUACUAUAAAGUAACUGUUGAAGGCAAGGACGGAGGUGGGCUGAGUGCGCACGCCAAAGUGCACAUAGACAUUAUAGACGUGAACGACAACGCUCCAAGCCUUACCCUCCUGCCUAUUUUGAACCCGAUACCCGAGGAUUCAGUUCCGAGCACAGUCGUGGCUGUGAUCAACGUUCGUGACAGGGACUCCGGAGUAAAUGGGGAAGUGACCUGUAAUCUUGACGGCGACUUGCCUUUCAAACUAGAAGCGUCAUCAGAGAGUACCUACAAACUUGUAAUUGAAAAUAGCCUGGACAGAGAGGAAGUCUCUACUUACAACAUCACGAUCAUCGCCACGGACCGGGGCAGCCCGGCGCUGUCGAGCCGCGCGGAUCUGGUGCUGGAGGUGUCGGACGUGAACGACAACGCGCCGGCGUUCUCGCAGGCCGUGUACAGGGUCUACGCGCGGGAGAACAACGCGGCGGGCGCGGAGCUGGCGCGGCUGUGGGCGCGGGACCCGGACGAGGGGGGCAACGGGCGCGUGAGCUACUCGGUGGCGGAGGGCGGCGCGGAGGCGGCCGCCGUGUCGGUGCGGGCGGAGACGGGCGAGCUGUACGCGCAGCGCUCGUUCGACUACGAGCGGUGCCGCGAGUUCGCCGUGGAGGUGCGGGCGCGGGACGGAGGGACGCCGGCGCGCAGCGCCACGGCCACGGUGCGCGUCUUCGUGCUGGACCGCAACGACAACGCGCCGCGGGUGCUGUGGCCGGCGGCGGGCGGGGCGGACGGCGGCGGCGCGGGGGCGGGGGCGGGAGCGGGGGCGGGGCCGUUCGAGUUGGUGCCGCGCUCUGCUGGGCCUGGCUACCUGGUGGGCACAGUGACGGCAGUGGAUGCAGACGCAGGGCUGAACUCCCGCCUGUCGUACCAGCUGCUCCAGGCGCCGGAGCCGGCGCUGUUCCGCGUGGGGCUGCACAGCGGCGAGGUGCGCACGACGCGGGCCGUGUCGGAGCGGGACGCGGCCAAGCAGCGGCUGGUGGCCGUGGUGAAGGACCACGGGCAGCCGGCGCUGUCGGCCACGGCCACGCUGCACGUGGUGCUGGCCGAGAGCGUGCAGGACGCGCUGCCGGAGCUGAGCGAGAAGAACGCCGAGUCUGAGGUGGCUUCUGAUCUAAACCUCAUUCUCGUGGUAGCUCUCGCUUUGGUGUCUUUGCUAUUCGUUUUCACGGUCAUUUUAGUCGUGUUCUUUAAAUGCCGACGGCCCAGGAGCCCCCCCAUCUUUCUAACUUCCGAUAAGGAACUCUACUCCAGCCUGGGCCCCAAAGCGCCCUUCAACUACUGCAGCAGCACGCUGCCCCUGCCCUAUGCCUACGAGGUGUGCCUGGCCUCCGAGUCGGGCCAGAAGGACUUCACGUUUCUCAAACCAGGGGCAGCAGCGCUCUCUGACCUUUUGACGGGGGAAGCCGGUGCAGGUGGUCAGUCCGAGAAGGACCCUCCCGACCCUGACAGCUCGGUGCAGAGGGGCCAGCUGAGGAUUUCUAGGGGGAAGAGGCGGGGAGCGAUGAAAGGCGUCGCUGCGAGGAGCCGCGGGGUGACGCCGGGGCAGGUAUUGAGCCUCUGCCUCCUGCUCGCCGCUUCCUCCGGGGCUUCCGCCGCCAUUCGCUAUGCCAUCCCCGAGGAGGCGCGGAGAGGAUCGGCCGUGGGCAACGUGGCAGCCGACCUGGCGCUGGACCCGGCUCGACUGUCGGGGCGGCGACCGCGGGUGGUGUCCGGCGGCAGCAAGAAGUACUUCGCGGUGGAUCCGGCGAGCGGGGCGCUGGUGGUGAGCUCGCGGCUGGACCGGGAGGAGCUGUGCGGAGCGCUCUCCCCCUGCACCCUCAGCUUUGAGAUCGUGCUGGAGAAACCUCUGGAGCUGUACAGCGGCGCCGUGGAGAUCCAGGACAUCAAUGACAACGACCCGGUUUUUCCCAGCGGUCAGGCGAGGCUGGAAAUCAGCGAGUCGGUGGUGGCCGGGACGCGCUUCCCGCUAGAGAGCGCGCAAGAUCCCGAUGUGGGAAUUAACUCUUUGCAGACCUACCAGCUCAGCGCCAACCCGCACUUCGUGCUGGACGUACAGACGAGGGUGGACGGCAGCAAGCAUGCGGAACUGGUGCUAGAGAAGGAACUGGACAGGGAGGAACAACGAGAGCUGCACUUGGUCUUGACGGCGCUGGAUGGAGGCAGCCCGCCACGGUCGGCCCACAUGCAGAUCCACAUUGACGUGGUGGACUCCAAUGAUAAUGCUCCAGUCUUCAACCAGUCCACCUAUAAGGCAAGUGUGAGGGAGAACACGCCCAGCGGCACCCUGGUCACCAAGGUCAGUGCCUAUGACCUGGAUGAUGGGCCCAAUGGAGACAUCGUCUACUCCUUCAGCAGCCACACGCCAGCCAAGGUACGAGAGCUCUUUGCUCUGGACUCAGACACAGGGGAGCUGAGGGUCAAAGGCCAGCUGGACUAUGAGGAAACGAAGCUGUAUGAGAUUUACUUACAGGCUAAAGAUAAAGGUGCCGUUCCUGGUGUUGCCAACUGCAAAGUGCUGGUUGAAGUCGUGGAUGUGAAUGAUAAUGCUCCAGAGGUGACGGUGACUUCGGUGUACAGCCCUGUGCCUGAGGAUGCAGCCCCGGGGACUGUUGUAGCUCUGCUGAGUGUAACAGACUUGGACUCUCGAGACAACGGUCUGGUGAACUGUUUUAUUCCCCCUGGGAUCCCAUUCACGCUCAGUUCCUCCCUCAAAAAUUACUACACAUUGAAAACUAAAGCAGCUCUGGACCGGGAAGAGGCAUCAGAGUACAACAUCACCGUCACAGCCAGGGACUCGGGUUCGCCGCCCUUGUCUGCAGUAAAGCACAUCCUGGUGCAGGUGUCAGACGUCAACGACAAUGCACCCAAAUCUUCCCAGGACUCCUAUGAUGUGUACGUGCUGGAGAACAACGUGCCAGGCAUCUCUAUUCUUAAUGUGAGCGCCACAGACCCAGACCUGGGGCGCAACGGCCAUCUCUCCUAUUCCCUCCUGCAGGGUGACAACACCGUGGGUCACCUCUUCUCCAUCAACCGGGAGAGUGGUGCCCUCCAUCUGCUGACCUCCCUGGACCAUGAGGACCGGAUGGAGUUCAGCAUGAUGGUGCAGGUUCAGGACGGUGGCUCUCCGCCUCUUGCCACCAACCUGUCGGUCAAUGUGUUUGUCACUGACCUCAAUGACAAUGCCCCCACUGUGCUGUACCCCCUCCCCAACUCCACAUCCUCCUAUACCGACGUGGUGGCACCGGGCACUCCUGCGGGUCACGUUGUCACCAAGGUGGUGGCGGUGGACGCGGAUGCGGGAUACAAUGCCUGGAUCUCCUACACCCUGCUGCAGGCCACUGACCCCACUCUCUUCUCAGUCGGGCUGCACAGUGGGGAGAUCAUCACAGCCCGUCAGCUCCGGGAGGACGAGGCUCCUCAGCACACCUUGGUCAUCCUGCUGAAGGACCACGGGGAGCCCGCGCUGUCAGCCAGUGCCACCGUCUCCAUCUCUGUAGCCGAGAGGGUCAAGGAGGCACUCACCGACCUCACUGAUGUGACACCCCCACAUGACCCCAAGAGGCAUAUGACUUUCUAUCUCAUCUUGGCUGUCAUUUUGGUCUCGGCCGCUUUCUUCAUCACCAUAGUGUCGGUGGGCAUCUUCAAGUGCUACAAGUGGAGGCAGUCAAAGGAGCUGUUCAACAGCUCCAGGAGCACCCUGUACAGGACACCAGGGCCCUUCCACCACGUUGAUGCCGUGCGGGGUGGUUUCACACCACCCAACUUCUACCAUCAGGUCUAUCUCACCACGGACUCUCGGCAGAGUGAUCUCCUGUGUAAAAAACCCAUCACAUCCAGCCCCCUGGGGAGCCGCCAGAACACCAUGAGGAGUGGUGAGCCAGGACUGUACCACCAAAUGGUGGGCACCGCCAGCCGGCUCCCCGCACCCACUGAGCAAGCUCAACCUAACCCGGACUGGCGCUUCUCUCAGACCCAGAGACCUGGAACAAGUGGCUCUCAGAAUGGAGAGGAAGGUGGAGCCUGGCCCAACAACCAGUUCGACACGGAGAUGCUUCAAGCCAUGAUCCUGGCCUCGGCAAAUGAAGCCACUGAUGUCAACGCAACACUGGGUGGGGGCACAGGCACCAUGGGGCUGAGCGCCCGCUAUGGCCCCCAGUUCACCCUGCAACACGUCCCCGACUACCGGCAGAACGUCUACAUCCCGGGCAGCACCGCCACACUGAGCAACGCCGCCGGCAAACGCGACGCCAAACCCUCAGGCGGCAACAAGAAGAAAUCUGGCAAGAAGGAAAAGAAGUAGAAAGGAGACGUCAGAGCGGCCGGGCAGCGCGUGCCAGCACUCCCCAACACCACAGGAGGACGAAUGUGGAUUUGCUUUUUAUUUCUCAUUUCUUGGCGACGCAAAAGUUAGGAAGCGCUGCGAAUGUAUUGUCAUCGUCAGAGCUAGGAGCAGGCUGCCUGCUGUUAGGUCUCAUGAUGAAAAGCAAUCUGGAAAGCUAAAGCUAACACAAACAAGUGCCCUGUGAAUACAGCUAACGUUUUAUACGACCCCUCGGGUGUUAGGAUGCACGAGGUCGAAAGGCUUCGGCCAAAUCCUUGGCUUCACUUUGCUCCCAGAUGGUCCGAGAAAGGCACGAGGCUCUCGCUCGGCUUCGUCCAGUGUAAAUAAUUGUAACACCCAUCUGUUAAUUUAUAGAGCUUUGAUCGUUUUCAUUAUGGAAAGAAAAAGGAAUUUCCCAGCAGAAAAGCCCCACGCUCCACAUUUUCUGCUCUUUUAACUUUGUGAAACUCACCCUGGGUUAUUCGUAGCGGUGGAUUUGUGGGUAGGGAGUGCUUCAGUUCCUGUUCAGCUGUUUAUCUGAGAAAGAAAAAGAAGUGUUCGUAUUGCAUGAAUCAAAGGGAACAAUGCAGAGCUGCAUCCUGAGCAGUUAUUGUUUUGUUUUGUUUUGUUUUGUUUUGUUUUGUUUUCCUGAAGUACAACCAGCCAUGGCCUGAGAGCUCCUGGCGUCUGAGCGGGGGUUUGGACCGGCCCUGGGGGAAUCUGAGCAGACACAUCUCAUCCCUUCGUUGCAGUAAAUAUUUAUGUGUACAGUCAAUGUUCUUUUGGAAUUAAAGCGACGGGGCUGGAAGGGGCUGCUCUGCACCUCGCCAUGACCCCACGUGUGCAUCACCUGCAUCACAGCUGCACUUUGGAACACGCAUCCCAACACACCCCCCACCCCAGGAUGUCCUCACAUGGCUGCAUGGCAUGAAGUGAAGGCACCUUGUAUUUGGGGAGUGGGGGACAAG